GUGCAAAACUGAGGACCAAUAAUACUUUUUCGGAAUCUCACCGCAAAGGAGGAGGCAAAACUGAAGCUUUCGUGGUGUCGUCGUGUGAAGCUCGCCUGAGCUGUAAGCCUGGUCGAAGAAGAGGGAGGCGGGCGGGCAUCGAUCACGUGUGCGGAGGAAGAACAACAGGUUGUCGUGUGAAGCGUCCGAUCUUUUUCUUUUUUAACUCUUGUAAGAUUUAACGGUGAAAAUGAGUGACGGCUGGAUGAUGUUAAGACACUAGACUGAAGAAUUUCCCCCCUCGACCCGACAAAUCAAGCCCCUUGAAGCUUCCGUCGUCGAUUCCCAUAAACAAAUGUAAAUGUUGGUUCGUGUAAUCUCCGCAGCCCCCAAUGCUCCGAGCUGUUGGACUAUUCAGCAGAUCCUCCUUGGAAGCUCCGACCCUCUUCUCUUCCCUCCCUCAUCAGAUCCAUUUGCCGAACCCCCGGCUGGCACUGGCGCUGGCGGUGCCCCCUCAGAUCAGAACAACAAUAUUUGCAGGGUUCAUGAUCGGGAAGAGGACAAUAAUGGCUGCUACUUCCACCACUGCGUCGCCAAAGCUGCUAUUCCGCCAGCUCUUUGAGAAGGAUUCCUCCACCUACACUUAUCUCCUCGCCGAUGUUUCUCACCCCGAUAAGCCCGCUCUCUUGAUUGACCCGGUGGACAAGACAGUGGAAAGGGAUCUCAGUUUGAUCAGGGAUCUGGGGUUGAAACUCGUUUAUGCUAUGAACACUCACGUACAUGCCGAUCACGUAACUGGAACUGGCCUCAUUAAGACAAAGAUGCCAGAGGUGAAAUCCGUCGUCUCCAAAGCCAGCGGAGCUAGAGCUGACAUUCUGAUUGAACCCGGUGAUAAAAUCUCCAUCGCUUCUCUCUUUCUUGAGGUUCGUGCUACUCCUGGUCAUACGUCCGGCUGUGUGACGUAUGUAACUGGAGAUGGUCCUUCUCAACCUCAACCAAGGAUGGCAUUCACAGGUGACGCUCUACUAAUACGCGGAUGUGGGAGAACAGAUUUCCAGAGCGGGAGCCCACAACAACUCUACAAGUCAGUGCAUUCACAGAUAUUCACUCUGCCAAAGCCCACGCUGCUCUAUCCUGCUCAUGAUUACAAGGGUUUCACUGUGACUACUGUGGGGGAGGAAAUUCAAUACAAUCCUCGCCUGACAAAGGACGAGGAGACGUUCAAGCACAUCAUGGAGAAUCUUAACCUCUCAUACCCGAAGAUGAUGGACAUAGCUGUGCCUGCAAAUAUGGUUUGUGGGCUCCAAGAUCUGCCUUCAAAAGCCUCCUCAUAAUUUUUGCCCAUCGAUAGUGUUGUGUUGUAUUGCAAUGUCACAUAAAUAGGAAAUAAAAGGGAAAUUUGCGGGAUAGAGACAAUGAUGAGACGACAAACAUGAUACAAAAGUGUGUAAUGAUAUGGUACCAUACGACCAUACGAGUGAGCGCUGAGAGUAGGGACUCUCAAUCCCAAACAGUAUCGACUGCUGUGCAAUGAAGAUAGAUGUGCUGUUGAACUUCGUAUAAGUGCUGGUACUUUGCAUGUUCAUCAGUAUUUUUGCUGAAGUUUGAGGAAGUUGCUGUUUCGAGUCUGCUCCGCAGGCUGCAGCAAGGAUUGAUUGGAUCGGGACAUUAUAAAUAAUGGUGGGGGCAAUGGUAUUUUGCC
Molecule: messenger RNA, 1681 nt
Organism: Punica granatum (pomegranate)
Lineage: Eukaryota; Viridiplantae; Streptophyta; Magnoliopsida; Myrtales; Lythraceae
Source: RefSeq, a predicted model, not a curated record